AUGGAGAGCCUAAAAAAAUUUGUGAGGACAAUCGUAAAUAUUUUUUCGAAUGAAUAUUUGCGAUCUCUGAACCCCAAUGAUAUUGCUCGAUUGCUCGCAGUUGGUGAACAACGUAGAUUUCCAAUUGCCAGUUCACAUAAUGAUAUCAAUAUGCUAGAGAGAUCUUUCAUUUUCACGGAACUUGCCCAAGGGCGUGCUCUUCCAGUAAAUUACUCAAUCAAUGGAAAUGACUACACUAUGGGGUACUACAUUGCUUAUGGUAUUUAUCAAAAGUGGUCAACAUUUUUGAAGAUGAUUCCAUCUCCACAAGGGAAUAAGAAGAAAUAUUUUGUAGCAGCACAAAAAUCAGGAAGAAAGGAUGUAGAGCGUGCAUUUGGGAUGAAGGAGCUAACAAAUAUAAUGAAAGCAUGUGUUAUUCUACAUAACAAGAUCAUUGAAGAUGAGCGUGAUGAUAAUCAGGGUCCGAACAUCGAAUAUGAUCAAGUUGACGAUGAUAUUCCAUAA
Molecule: messenger RNA, 504 nt
Organism: Juglans regia (Persian walnut)
Lineage: Eukaryota; Viridiplantae; Streptophyta; Magnoliopsida; Fagales; Juglandaceae
Exons: 3
Coding region: 1-504 (167 amino acids)
Source: RefSeq, a predicted model, not a curated record